GAUGGAUCACGAGGGCUGCCGGGACCGGAUAAAUUGACCUCCAGAUUCCCCAUCGUUUUGCUCUCCAAUUUUACUCCAAAGUCGGCUCCAGGUUCCGCCUCUCUCCAUGGCUGUUUCACUGCAAUACUGCCGUGUGAAUGUGGGAGCUCAGGUUUCCAUGCUGGAUAACAGAGUUUUCCGGCAGCGAAGGUCGUUUUCCGUCCGGUGUUCCGCCGCCGGGGAAACUGAGUCGUCUGCCACGUUGGCGUCGGAGUUUGAUCCUAAGGUUUUCCGUCAUAACCUAACGAGGAGCAAAAAUUACAACCGCAAGGGUUUUGGGCACAAGGAGGAGACGCUCGAGCAGAUGAAUCAGGAGUAUACGAGUGAUAUCAUUAAGACACUGAAGGAGAAUGGGUAUGUGUACAAAUGGGGGGAUGUUACAGUGAAGCUUGCUGAAUCUUAUGGGUUUUGCUGGGGAGUUGAGAGGGCUGUCCAGAUUGCUUAUGAAGCUAGAAAACAGUUCCCCACGGAGAAGAUCUGGCUCACUAAUGAAAUCAUUCACAAUCCCACUGUCAAUCAGAGGCUCGAAGAGAUGGAUGUGCAAAAUAUCCCAACUGAUCAUGGUAAGAAAAACUUCAGUGUUGUUGACAAGGGAGAUGUUGUGAUCCUGCCUGCAUUUGGAGCUUCUGUUGACGAAAUGUUGCUUUUGAGCGAAAAGAAUGUUCAAAUAGUAGAUACAACCUGUCCUUGGGUUUCCAAGGUUUGGAAUACGGUGGAGAAGCACAAGAAGGGAGAGUACACUUCUAUAAUUCAUGGUAAAUAUUCUCACGAAGAGACUGUGGCUACUGCUUCUUUUGCGGGAAAGUAUAUUAUUGUCAAGAACAUGAAAGAGGCAACCUAUGUAUGCGAUUACAUUUUGGGUGGUGCGCUCGAUGGCUCCAGCUCAACUAAGGAGGCAUUUAUGGAGAAAUUUAAAUUUGCAGUGUCUGACGGUUUUGAUCCUGACCAAGAUCUUGUAAAGGUUGGCAUUGCCAAUCAAACCACCAUGUUAAAGGGUGAAACCGAGGAUAUCGGAAAGUUAGCGGAGAAAACCAUGAUGAAGAAGUACGGAGUCGAAAAUGUCAACACCCAUUUCAUAAGUUUCAACACUAUUUGUGACGCAACUCAAGAACGACAAGACGCAAUGUACAAACUAGUCGAAGAACAGGUUGAUCUGAUCCUAGUCGUUGGCGGGUGGAACUCAAGCAACACUUCCCACCUGCAGGAAAUUGCCGAGGAUCGUGGGAUUCCAUCAUAUUGGAUCGACUGCGAGAAAAGAAUAGGCCCCGGAAACAAAAUCAGUUACAAGUUGAUGCACGGCGAAUUGGCGGAGAAAGAGAAUUGGCUACCCAAGGGUCCGGUCACAGUUGGCGUAACGUCUGGCGCGUCCACUCCCGACAAGGUCGUUGAAGACACGCUGAUGAAGUUGUUUGACAUAAAACGCGAGGAGGCAUUGCAGUUGGCGUAGAUUGAUCGAUAUAUAGUCGGGUAUGUGUUCAAGCUUUAAUUAUAUCGCAUGUUGUGGUUGUAUCGAUGAAAUCUAUAUCUAUAUCUUUAUGUAUAUCUCUAUGUUGGAGGAGACCUAAUGAAUCAAGUUAAUAAUCCGCCCCUUUCCUGACUCA
This is a messenger RNA of Andrographis paniculata, 1640 nucleotides long. Its product is annotated as 4-hydroxy-3-methylbut-2-enyl diphosphate reductase, chloroplastic. Gene Ontology annotation, biological process: isopentenyl diphosphate biosynthetic process, methylerythritol phosphate pathway; dimethylallyl diphosphate biosynthetic process. Bases 107 to 1486 code for a protein of 459 amino acids. Lineage: Eukaryota; Viridiplantae; Streptophyta; Magnoliopsida; Lamiales; Acanthaceae. Gene Ontology annotation, molecular function: metal ion binding; 4-hydroxy-3-methylbut-2-enyl diphosphate reductase activity. The transcript has 10 exons. The record is from RefSeq and is a predicted model, not a curated record.